CCUCCCACCUACCCCUCCCCAUCGCCACACCACUCUCAUAAAUCCCGAGCCCCACGCGAAUCUCUCCUCGCCAGCCGCGAGCCCACUAGAGACGAAGGUUGCGUCCCGAUGGAGUUCCUGCAGGGGCAGAGCGUGGAGACCACGGUGGCCGUCGCGGUCGCUGUCGUUGCCGUGGCCGCCGGCGCCGGAUUCAUCCUCCUCCGCAGCAAGAAACCCAAGGGCUGCUUGGAUGCCGAGAACUUCAGGGAGUUCAAGCUUGUGCAGAAGAAUCAGAUCAGUCAUAAUGUGGCCAAGUUCAAAUUUGCCCUCCCGACACCUACUUCUGUGUUGGGCCUUCCAAUUGGCCAGCAUAUAAGCUGCAGAGGGCAGGAUGCUACUGGGGAGGAAGUAAUCAAACCUUAUACUCCUACAACGCUGGAUUCUGAUAUCGGAUACUUUGAGCUUGUUAUUAAGAUGUAUCCCCAAGGAAGAAUGUCUCAUCAUUUUCGUGAGAUGAAAGUUGGUGACUAUAUGUCUGUGAAGGGGCCCAAGGGCCGUUUCAAGUACCAACCUGGACAAGUGCGAGCAUUUGGUAUGAUAGCUGGAGGAUCAGGAAUUACCCCAAUGUUCCAAGUCACAAGGGCAAUUCUUGAGAACCCAAAUGACAGUACGAAAGUCCACUUGAUCUACGCUAAUGUCACGUAUGAUGACAUUCUUCUGCAGGAAGAACUCGACACUCUGGCUAAGAACUAUCCUGAUCGCUUCAAGAUCUACUAUGUCUUGAAUCAGCCACCUACAGUCUGGGAUGGUGGUGUUGGGUUUGUGUCGAAGGACAUGAUCCAGAGUCACUGUCCAGCUCCUGCUGCAGACAUUCAGAUAUUGAGAUGUGGACCUCCUCCGAUGAACAAAGCCAUGGCUGCGCACCUAGACGACAUUGGCUACACCAAGGAAAUGCAGUUCCAGUUCUAGGUUCCGACGGGUGGGAAACCUACCAAAAUAACGAUUGCCGCAUGGCCUUUCUCGUUCAAUUCAGUUUGACAUGGCCGAUUGGUGCCAUUUAGCUCAUACAGACGAACCCCCAUAGUCGAUACAGCGGCGUAAUUUGACUGAGUGAUACAAAACCUAGUUGAGUUGGAGCGCUAUUGUGCUGUGGCAGUUGUCUCCGGAUGUUAUCCAAUUUCAGGCGUGAAGCAGCUGCUUAUUGUGUGAGGAAUGUUUCUUCAUGUUGUACGUUGCUUUCCGCUUUGCAAUAAAGAAAAGAUUGACAGAU
Molecule: messenger RNA, 1249 nt
Organism: Lolium rigidum
Lineage: Eukaryota; Viridiplantae; Streptophyta; Magnoliopsida; Poales; Poaceae
Product: NADH--cytochrome b5 reductase 1-like
Exons: 9
Coding region: 109-948 (279 amino acids)
Biological process (GO): electron transport chain
Molecular function (GO): cytochrome-b5 reductase activity, acting on NAD(P)H
Source: RefSeq, a predicted model, not a curated record